AUGCCCCUAGAAGAUACGUAUGCCGAAGACACGAACCGCCCGCCGCAUCGCGUGGGUGCCGGUUACGAUCGCCCGGCUGCCGAUCCGCACCAGAGUCGCUCGGUCGUCGUCGCCCAAAACGGCAUCGUCGCCACCAGCCAACCGCUGGCCGCCCAAGUUGGCAUCGACAUCCUUCAAGCCGGCGGCAACGCCGUCGAUGCGGCCAUCGCCACCAACGCCAUGAUGGGCCUGGUCGAACCGAUGAGCUGCGGCAUCGGCGGCGAUCUGUUCGUCAUCUAUUGGGAUGCCAAAACCGAAAAGCUCUACGGCCUGAACGCCUCCGGUCGCAGCCCGUUCGCGCUCAACCGCGAGGUCUUCCGCCAGCGCGGCAUCGACGAGAUUCCCGACGAAGGUCCCCUGCCCUGGUCGGUGCCCGGGUGUGUCUCCGGGUGGGAGGUUCUCUCCGAGCGGUUCGGCACGAUGCCCUUUGAACGCACGCUGGCCCCCGCCAUUCAUUACGCCGAAAACGGUUUCGCCGUCAGCGACAUCAUCGCCCGAAGUUGGCAGGCCUCCGAACGCUCGCUCCGCCAGUGGCCCGACUCGGCCGCCACAUAUCUCCCGCAUGGUCGCGCACCGCGUGAAGGUGAAAUCUUCCGCAAUCCAAACCUCGCAGCCAGCUACCGACUCAUCGCCGAUGGCGGUGCCGACGCUUUCUAUAAAGGUCCCAUCGCCGAAAAGAUCGUCGCUUUCAGCGAAGCCAACGACGGGUUCUUCGCGAUGCGCGACUUUGAAGAGCACGAAUCGGAAUGGGUCGAGCCCGUCUCAACCACUUACCGCGGCUACGAAGUGUGGGAACUGCCCCCCAACGGGCAAGGCAUCGCCGCGCUCGAGAUGCUCAACCUACUCGAACCCUACGACAUCGCUUCCAUGGGGCCCGACUCGCCCGAGUAUUGGCACCUGUUCGUGGAAGCCAAGAAGCUGGCCUUCGCCGAUCGCGCGCGGUUCUACGCCGACCCGGCCUUCGAAGACCUCCCGGUCGCGGAGUUGAUUUCAAAAGAGUAUGCCGCCCAACAGGGCAAACGCAUCGAUCGCACCAAGGCCGCCGUCGAUGUCCCGCCCGGCGACCCCAAGCUGGUCGGCGGCGACACCAUCUAUCUCACGGUCGUAGACAAAGACCGCAACUGCUGCUCCUUCAUCCAAAGCAACUACUAUGGCUUCGGCUCGCAAGUCACUCCCGGCGACGUCGGGUUCGUCCUGCAAAACCGCGGGGCCCUGUUCGCCCUCGACGACGAACACCCCAAUCGGUUGGAGCCGCAUAAGCGACCCUUCCACACCAUUAUCCCCGCCAUGGUCACCAAAGACGGAAAGCCCUGGCUCUCCUUCGGUGUGAUGGGGGGCGACAUGCAACCGCAAGGGCACGCGCAGGUGUUGGUCAACAUCAUCGACUUCGGUAUGAACAUUCAAAUGGCCGGCGAUGCAGCCCGCAUUCGCCACGUCGGCAGCGCCAGUCCUACGGGGCAACCGCAAAACUCCGCCGGCGGCACCGUGUUCGUCGAAUCGGGGAUGCCGGAUGAAGUCAUCGAAGGGCUUCGCGACAAAGGCCACCGCGUGAUGUUCAGCCGCGGCAUGUUCGGCGGCUAUCAGGCCAUCCUCGUCGAUGCCGAAAACGGCACCCUCCGCGGAGCCACCGAUCCCCGCAAAGACGGCUCCGGCCGGGUCGGCAAAGCCGACAAGAUGCUCUAUGAGGAGAUGGCAAUUCGAGUGAGGCGCACCAACGCUGACAGUCUUCAGCAAGACGGAGUGAGGCUUAUCAUGGCUGCCGAAGUGGUUCGUAGUGCUGUUCAAGACGAUGUGGCCGUUAUCACGAUCGAUUCGCCGCCGGUGAAUUCUCUUAGCCGGCCCGUGGUCGAGGGGCUCAUCGCCGCCGUAACGGCCGCCAACGAAAACGACGCCGUGAAGGCCAUCGUCAUCCACGGUGCGAACGAAAACUUUGUGGCCGGGGCAGACAUUGGCGAACUCAAGCAAGCCGCCAAGUUGGCCAUCUCCCCAGAGGCCCAAAAGACCGGCGAUGGGGAAGUUGCCGCCAACCUCGCCACCGCGCUGGAAGACCUGGAAGCCAACGAAAAGCCGAUCGUCAUGGCCAUCGACGGCUUCGCUCUCGGUGGAGGGCUCGAACUCGCCAUGAGCGGGCAUCGCCGCGUCGGCACCACCCGUUGCCGCGUGGGGCUUCCCGAGUUGACACUAGGGCUCAUCCCCGGAGCUGCCGGAACGCAGCGCCUGCCGCGCAUCGUCGGCCCUCAGUUGGCCGCCGAAAUGAUGCUCACCAGCCGGCAAGCCAAAGCCGACGAAGCCCUCGAAACCGGCAUCCUCCAAGAAGUGGUCGAACCCGACGCCCUGCUCGACGCCGCCAUGGCCGCCGCCCGCAAGCUGGCCGCCGGCGAACUCACCCCAGUGCGUGCCUCGCAAGACAACAGCAAACUCCCUUCGGCCGAAGAGGCCAAACAGUUGGUCGAAAUGGCCACGGGCAUGAUGGGCGCCAAGGGCCGCAACCUCGUGCAUCCGCAUCUGUGCCUCGAUGCCAUGUUGUGCGGCAUCACCGAUGGUUACGCCGCGGGGCUACAGCGCGAAGCCGACAACUUCCGCAAGUGCCUCGCCAGCUCUCAGGCCCAGGGGCUGAUCCACAUGUUCUUCGCCCCCCGCGCCGCCACCAAGGUGCCGGGCGUUACCGAUCAGGGACUCAAGCCCGCCAAAAUCACCACGGCCGCCGUCCUCGGCGGUGGCACCAUGGGCAGCGGCAUCGCCACCAGCCUGUUGCAGUCGGGCCUGGCCGUCACCCUGAAAGAAAUCAACGAAGAAGCCGUCGCCGCCGGGCGAGGGCGCAUCGAGUCGAACCUCAUGUCGCGGGUGAUGAAGGGCCGCCUCUCGCAAGAGAAGUACGACGAGAUCAUGUCCCGCCUCAACACGCAGACCGACUACUCCGGUUUCAACAAACUCGACAUCGUCAUCGAAGCCGUCGUCGAGAACAUCGAGUUGAAGCAAAACGUGUUCUCCGAUUUAGAAUCGGCCACCAGCGCCAACUGCAUUCUGGCCUCCAACACCUCGACGAUCGAUCUCGACGUGAUCGGCAAGAAGACCAAGGCCGCCGACCGCAUCGUUGGCACUCACUUCUUCUCGCCGGCUCACGUCAUGCCGCUGGUCGAAGUGGUGCGGGCGAAGAACACCAGCGUCGAAACGCUCAACACCACCAUCGCCUUGGUCAAAGCCUUGAAGAAGACCCCGGUCACCGUCGGCAACUGCGUCGGCUUCCUGGUGAACCGCAUCUUCUUCCCCUACGGACAAGCGGCCGGGUUCCUGGUCGACCACGGUGUCGAUCCCUACACCAUCGACAAAGCUCUCUUCGACUUCGGCAUGCCGAUGGGCCCCUUCCGCAUGGGCGACCUGGCGGGCGUCGACGUGGCCAAGUUCGCCGGCGGCAUCCUGGCCGACGCCUAUCCCGAUCGCGUCUACCAAUCCACCCUGGUCGAUUACCUGUUCGAAGCCAAACGCUUCGGUCAGAAAACCGGCGUAGGCUACUACAAGUACGAAGACGGUAAGACCGAAACCGAAGACCCCUCGCUGGCCGAGUUGGUCGAGAAGGCCCGUAAAGAUGCCGGCAACCCGGCGGCUAUCGAAGCCGACGCCAACGACAUUGUCGAGUGGACCCUGUUCGGCGUGGUGAACGAAGCCUGCCGGUGCCUCGACGAGGGGAUCGCGAUUCGCGCCUCCGACAUCGACGUGGCCAGCGUGAUGGGCAUGGGCUUUCCGCCCUACCGCGGAGGGCUGAUGAAAUGGGCCGAUACCCUGGGUGCCAAGCACAUCGCCGACCGCCUCAGCGCUUGGGCCGAAACCCACGGUCCAGCGUUCGCCCCCUGCCAGUACCUGCUCGACAAAGCCAAGUCCGGCGAAAGCUUUGUCGAUUAG
Messenger RNA from Cladocopium goreaui, 3939 nucleotides. NCBI's taxonomy places the organism in Eukaryota, Dinophyceae, Suessiales, Symbiodiniaceae. The record is from the annotation of a GenBank genome assembly.